UUUAGCAUGUGAUGUUUUGUGAAAAGUGUUAAUUUUUUAAGGAAAAUAUCAAAAAUAUGUGUAUCGUGUAGUGUAGAAAAGUGUUAAAAAGGGUUCUGUGACUGUUACGGACUGUGUUUUAUGUAUAAACAGCAUCAAUUAAUCCAAAGUAAUAUUAUAUGGAUAAAGCCGUCACUUGAGGUGGUUAUAAGACAUGGAGUCACAUGUUUUAAAUGUGUAUCAUCAUGCUCGUUAUCGCACAAUAGAUCAUAAGAUUAUGCGUACAACAAGUGAGUCGCUAUCAUCAGAAGGUAGCUGUGACCAAAAUAGUCCUGAAUACUCACAGGAUCAGGCAUCCAGUCAACAUGAGGAAAGUAAUGAAGGAGGGUAUUGGAACAGUCAAAACAGAAAUUUGUGGAGCCAAAAUCAGAAGAUAAAUAUAACUAAAAGCCAUGAUUCAAGUAUAGAUGAGGAAGAAAUUGAUGUUCAAGAAGUAUCCAUAGAUGAGAGAAUUGAUUCAUCUGAUAAUGAGGCAGAUUCAGCUGAAGAUACCUCUCUUGUUGAAGGUGCAGAUUAUGAUGUUAUCCAGGUAUUUGCUGUUGACCCAGAUUUAGAUUUGGAAGCUUCCUCUGAAGAUGAAGAACAAGAACCAGAACAAGAUGAUGAAGAACUUGAAGAUGAAGAAGAAUACCUAAAUUCGGAUGAUAAAUCCAAGUACACAGAGACUGAUAAUUCCGUUUUGUACCAACAAAACCCCACAGAUAAUAUAUGUGAAGGUAGUUUAGACAUUAAUUUAGAUACUUCUAUAGUUUCAAAUGUUGAUGAAUAUUUUAUAGAGGAGAAAGAUAUAUUGGCUGUUAAAGAUGAGCCUGUUGUUAAAGAUGUUGAUGAGUAUUUCAUUAAAAAUGUCAAAGAACUUACACAACCUACUAUUGACGAAGAUUUCUUAAUACCUGAGAAGUUGCCAGAUGAAUCAGACUUUCGGAUACAAAAAAAUGUCCCCAAUGUUGAAGAAUUUUUUGCAGUUGAUCAUAAUGAUGAUAAAAGCGAAAUUAUUAAAGUAAUUAUUCCCGAUCCAGAAACAGAAAUAGAGCCAGAAUUGCCUAUUAAUGAAACAGAUCUUGCGGGCUUGCCUAAUAUUGAAGAUUUAAAAAGAUAUCUGUUAGAAGAUAUGCCAUAUAACAAGUUGAAAAAUGCUCAAAGAUCAUGCAGCGUACCUCAUUCACCAAUGCAUAAUCUUUGUUUAGAUAUAGAUUCUAAAACUUGCUUAAGCUUUGAAGAUUUGAAUCUUGACUUAUCUGAUUUAUCCUUUGACAACUGUAAAGACAAAUCUAACAAUAGCUCAAAAAGUGAUGAUAUACCCCAAACUCUAACAGAAGAAGAUGUAAAUAGUUUUUUAAUAACCUCUUCAUGUGCUCCUAGUAUAAAAAAUCAAGAUGAUUUAAAGCUUCAAGAUAUGGAAAUUGAUAAUAAACCUGUUGAAUCCAUAAUGUCUGAAGACGAUGAUAAUAAAUCAGCUAAAAUACCCCCUGUUGAGCCUAAUGCAACUUAUAAGAGCAGCUUAAACAAAAUUCCAGCUAUAAUCCCAGCUACUAUACAAGAUCAACACCCUGAACUGAAAACUGGCAAUGUAAAACAGGAGCCAAUUCCUCACACAAAGUUAGCCAAGAUUCCCUUAAAAUCUAAUUUAACAGUUUUCGAUUUUUGUAUUGAAAAAAAUGUUAAAAAGGAAAGAGAUGUAAAAAAUGAAAUUGAUGAUUUUGUGGAUGUUGAGUCUUGUAAUGAUUCUGUUAUCCCAGUGCUUGAGGCAAACAAUUUAAAUUCUCUAUUAGAGCAAUUUGAAGCUACCGAAAAAUUAAAUAAGAAGAAAGAAAAAAUUGUUAAGUUAGAAACUACAGUUAAAUCUAAACCAAUAACAAGUUUAGCCAAUGGAAUGCGAUUACAGGAUGCUGGUGUCCAAUUGAACAAAAACAAAAUGCGGCAAAUUUUGAUGCCAUCAACAAUAAAUACUACAACAAGAAGAUCUCCAAGCCCUGUGCAUUCAGAUCAUGACUACUGUACCACUAAAAAACGGCACAGCCUUCCGAACAUAACAGGCGGUCGUAGUUUAUUAAAACCUGAGGUCUUGUCUAGUAAUAAUAAGAUCUUAAGUUCAAGGCACAGAUCUUGUAAGAACAAGAAGAUAGUGUAUCAUCAAAGUAGUGAUGAAGAAAGUGAAAAGUGCAAUGCUAGUAAGAAAAAAGUUGUAAACAAUCGUGCUAGUGAUGAUGAUAGUGACAUUAAAAAGAAAUGUAGUAGUAAAGAAACUUUAAAAGUAAAUGCAAACAUUAAUUCACGUAAGAAAGUAUCUCCCGUGCAUUUUAUUUCUAACUGUAGUGUGGAUAAAGAUAACGGUUCUGUGAUGGUGAAAAAUGCUUCUAAAGCAAGUGAUACUGCAAGUAGUCAAAAUUCUAAUGGUAGUCUUAAAUUAACUAUUAAAAAUAAGUGUGAAGUUAUAAUAAGACAUUGUAAUGCUAAGGAACUAGAUAAAACAAAAAGUAGUAUUGCUGAAAAAUCUCUUGUUAAUAAUGAUAGGGACAGUUUCGAGGAAACUAGAUUAGAGAAAUUCAAGCAUGCUAGUGAAAAAAGUCAUUGUGUUACUGAAAAAAUUAAACAAGCUAAUGAGAAAACGGAUAGAGUUGCCGAGCAAGUCAAAAAAGAACAUUCAAAGGCCGGCGAUGAUUUCUACGUUACUCUAUUCAAAGAUAAAAAAGAUGUACAAGUACCUCAAAAUGUAACGAAAAAUACGGGAAAACGAAUUCACGAAGACGUCGAUAAAGUUUCACAGGAAUCCACAAAUGGAACUGAACAUGAAAUACAGCCGCAAAAAAAGAAAAAGCUUAAUCUACAGGAAUAUAAAUUACGCCGAGAAAAUAAUAAUUCAAAUCAAAGUUCGGCGCAAGUGAGUCCAGAAGCAAUAUUCCCAGAAAUGCCAGGGAAUAUUAACUUGGAUAAAGCAAUUUCCACCAGUCCACAGGAUAUGCCGGCUGCUAUUAAACCUGUAAGUGAUGAGCAUAAUAAUAAAGCUACUGUCAGUUCUGAGACUUCUAAAAAGAUUUUCGACCCAAUUCGUGAGGCGUCUAGAAAAAUUCUUAUGAACACUAAGAAAUUAAAGGCCGAGGCUUUAAGAAAACGAGACGAAGAUUUUAUAAUGAGUAAGAUACCAAAAGUUGAAAACCUGGAAUUACAACCAUUAAUUAGUGAUGCAGAAAUGCUUAAAAUUGUUAGUAUGUCUUCUAAUCCAAUUAUUUCUAUACCGAUUCCGAAAUCGAAUGAAUUUUUUCAUCAGCCACCCAAAAACUAUGAUGAAAUUAUUGUGGUAAGUAUGGGCACUAAUACCGACGAAAAAGUUUUCAAGGUAACUGAAGCAAUACCUGAAAUAAAAAGACAUAAACCACUGUCUCCAGCAAAAGAGAAUAAGUCUACUAUAAACUUUAAAAUAAAGAAAUCUGACAAUAUCCUAAAACACAAUGUUUUCGAAUCCAUGAAAACUGAGCACAACCCUAAAGAAGAUCAAACUGCUGACAUAAAAAUAGAUGAAGAACGUUACAAAGGUAUAGCAGCUACCUUAAAAAGUGUAGGAAAACAAGUCGACACAAAGAUAUCUAGUAAUUCUCUCUUUGCAAGUAUACAAGACGUCGUAAUGAAAAAGGCUACAACUGUGCAUAAUACAAGCUCUCAUCCAGACCACAAACAAAAAUUAAUUACACCAGUACACAAAUUAGAAUUUGUAUACCCUAAACCUAUUAUUGUCCGGGACUAUGAUGAAAAUGCAGACCAUGGCGAGGACAAAAUCAUUCUUCAUUUAGAAAAAGGAAGAACUAAACCCGAAACGCGUGUUGCGACAGUUCAAACCGCUUGUACUGAAGUAUAUAAACAACUCACACUUGAAGUGACUGAACAAAAAACACCAAUAGAUCAAUCAAUAUCGCCACGAAAAAGGAACGAUAGUGACAUGUCAAUGUCUAGUGAGGGCAGCCCUGAAAGGAAGCUUCCUGUAUCAAAGACUGAAAAUAAGCGUCAAGACUUAAAACGCGAAAAAUCGCCGAUAAAAGAAAAACGUUCACGUUCAAAAGAUCGGCAUGAAAUGAAGUACAGACGCUCUAGAUCACAUUCUCGUGGACAUCGGCGACACAGAUCAAGAACUAGAACACGUUCAAGGUCCCGUGGACGAUACAAGAGGUACAGGCGAUCUGAUUCACCGUAUCGAAGAAAAAGACGUUCAAGGUCUCCUUAUAGAUCCCCGAUGCGUCGAGAAUAUCGUUCAGUUCGUUCUGGAUCGAGGUACGCAGAAACUAAAAGCUCAAUUGCUAAGAAAAGUCCACAAAAGAUCGAAAAAAAGACCAAAUCACUUACACCACCAAUUAGAAAACCAACUGUCUCUGAGAGUUCUGAUACAACUACUUCUUCCAGUUCCUCUUCGCGAUCCAAUACUAGUGGGUCUUCAUCGAACUCAAGAGGAGCAUCCAGCACGUUCCGAGGGAAUAACUCUAGGGCGACAGCUUUUAGGAAUUCUUACAGUUCUGAAGAUAGAGAGAGCAAUACGCCCGUUGAAGAAAGACGGAUAGUGUUUGUGGGAAGGUUAGAGCAGGACAUAACUAAGUCUUUGUUGCGGAGUCAAUUCUCCAAGUUCGGACCCGUUACUGAAGUCAGACUGCAUAGCAAAGAGGAUGGGUCUCGCUACGGUUUUGUAACCUACCAGCGACCAAGGGACGCGUGGACAGCCGUCGAGGCGGCCUCAUCAUUUCCUCAGUAUGAUGUUGGAUUUGGUGGUAGACGAGCAUUCUGCAGGCAGAGUUAUGCAGAUCUUGAUGGGCUUGAGGCAAAAUAUACAGAGAGUGCAUUUCACGGCCAGGCGUCCGCGCCCCCACCGCGCAGAAGUGAUGACAUGUCCUUCGAACAAAUGUUGCUAGAUAUAAAAAAGAAAUUGAACAAUCGUAAAGGAGACAAAAGAUUGGAAGAUGGCGCUUGACGAUUGCUUUCCGCUACCUUCCUUGUCUUUAAGACCUUAGCUAACUCCAUAUUGGUUUUAAUGUAAUUUUUGACUUUGGCAUGUCAUAGGUGAUCUGUCAAAUUGACAGUUGCACUUUCGAUGGUGACACGAAGUCGAACAGAAUGGGGCAUGUUUCUUUUGUUAAAAAGUGCUGAAACUUCUACAAUUGUAGGUAAUUAUUGUCAUGGACUACACUAUGUACGAAUGUGACAUUCACUAGAAUAAUGCUCUAGGAUUUGUUUGCGCGGUAAAGCUGUCAGUUUUGACGUUUUAUCAAUCGCGAUUUGUGCAAUCGUAAAGACAAAUUGUUUUAUUUUGCUCACUAUGUACCUACUUAGUUGAUCGUAGUACAUUUUUUAGACUGUGUAAUUAAUUUUAUUGUAAAUAGUUUAGUUUUAUGUAGCUUCGUUAACACUACCUCUUAUUUUUAUAGAAAGUUUGUACAGUCACAGUCAUAAGUGAAAUGAAAAGUGAAUACAUUGUUAAAGAUCCCAUUAACGCUGUCCUUUUGAGACUAAUCAUGUCUAGCCCAAAGUCUGGUUUGAAUCUCAAGGGAAACAUGUUUUGGUUCAAGGCUGGCAGUAUAUUUGACAGUUUUGGGGCUACUUUAAGCGCUCUAAAUUUACAAAAUACAUUUUCACUUAUGAUUGGUUUUACAUUUUUCAUAGACAAUAAUGUUGUUUUUGAUCAAAAACACUGACUAGAGCGGGAAAGCUUUCGAGUAUGUCUUCGAAAGUCAAUAUAAAUGUAAAUUGAAAGUUUUCCUGCUCGACCUAUAUCAAGUUUUAUAGAGGCUUAGUUUGAAAUCAUAAUAUGUACAUAAUUGCAGAAUCCAUCCAGUUUUAAGCUUCAGAUUUAUAUAGCAGGGAUUUUCAAUGCCGUUAUAACUUUAGCUUCAUGUACAUAGAACUGCGAUGAUAUUUUUAUACGAAAACACUAAAUGAAAUACAAUUUUUUAAAUAAAAACGCGUUUACUUAUUAAAAUAUUCCUAUAGUCACUGGUGACUUAAAAUUAGUAGGUGACAGUACUGGUUAAUGUAAGGUAGAAAUGGUUUUUAUUUGAUAAUGUUUUUCAUUUAAGUGUAUUAGUAGAUUUACAAAUAUUAAUUUUGGUCACAAGUUAUGAAUUAUAUUUGCAGAAAAUGCAUUUACAGCUUUGAAUCAUACAAUAGGUUUUGAAUUUGGAACCUUAAGAAGGAACGAUAAGAAAAAUAAGAUAAGAUUGGCGCAGGAGUCGUUUUUUGGUGAAAUAGUAUACGCAAACGGUAUAGGGAUAACCCUACCACGAAAUCUUGCCAAGCUUUUCAUACAGAAUUAUUAGUUCAUGACUUGUGAUGAUAAUAUAUAAUAAUGCAAUCAUCAAUGCAAAUUUACCUUUUAUAGGUUUUAUGAAAACUAGUUGUUGAAACAAAUAGAGUGCUAAAAUUUAAAAUGGUUUUGCAAAUGAAUUAUAUUCUAGCUUUUCUAUGCUUCCAUUUAAUCUGUGCCAAAUUUCUGUUCCUAAUCUGACUGAAUAGAUAUAAUCACAUUUUUAUAUGGCGCCCUGGACAAAAGUAUCAUGCGUCUACCUAGUACGAAAACGACUGCUUGAUUGUGAUUGGUUAAACGACGAACGAGAGACGCUUUUGAUCAAGCGCGAAACUUGACUUCAUUUCGUCUGUCGUUUUAUUCCCACCAUCUUGUUUGGUCACUGGUCACGUGACCAACGCCGAUACCCUAUAAUGUCUAAUUGCGAUAACGAUAGCCAGCCGGACGUUAAUAAUUGUCUUUUGGGGUAAUGCGGUACAAAACAAUGAAGGCAUGCUAUUAGCAGUUACAGAGUACCAGCGCAGUACCAUAUGAAUUCUAUUGGUGUGUAUUCACUUAUACCGUAAAAUACUUUUGUUUAUGGCUCAUAUUCACACGUUCGUUAUCUAUGGAGUUUAGAAUGCGGUUUUAAAUACAAACAACGGUUCGCGUCGUUUUGUGAUUGGUCAACAGCGACAGACGAAUCACAAUUAGGCUUUCGCAUACAAUUUUAAUUCCUGUAAUAUUUUAUAGAAAUUUAUGAAUACAUUAAUAUUCAAAAAAGGAAUUUCGUUGAACUACAUCUGCCAUUGUAACAGCAAUAAUCUAAGAGCGCACUUGGACUACAAAAUGUUUGCUGUUUAACCAUUUAAUCUUUUACUCAUAUAAAAACCACAGAGUACCUUAAUUUUUCAUUCACUUUUGCAAAUCGUUUUUCAAUAAAAAUGUGUUAUGAGUUCAUUAAAGGAGCAUUCUUGCACCGUGCUUAUGUGCCGUUAAAAAAUUGUAACAAAAAAAUAAUUUUAUUUUUUUUAUUUUUUUUAUUGUUUAAAAAUUGUAUUUGACAUUUCCCUCAACGCAAUAACGAUGCAGCUUUAGUGACGCCUUACCAUAUUUGAAAUUUUAUCUAAGUGCGCUCAGUUUCAAGCAAGUUUCAUUACUAACAAUGUGUACGGGCCUCCAGAUUCGGUUAUAAUUGUGUAUAUUAUACAUAGUAUAAGUGUUAUCCCUUUACCUCUUUACAUAUUUUAUACGUGAAUCCAAGUUUGCUGAGGAAAUUAAAAAUCAUACAGAUUAGGAAGUGAGGGAAUUUUCUAUGCUUUAUGAACGUAUCUAUAAAGUUACCCGAAUUAGAACAAGUUUUUGAAACAAAUAUAUAUAGUCCCUAAACUAGACCCUUUUCGACUGUAGUCACUUUGAGCAACGUUUUUUUACUUAAAGCGUGGUUACAACUUCAGAUUUUCUAUAGUCUAUUAAUCACUUGGGUUGAGAUUCAAAAUCUAUAGUUAGCGUUAAGUUUGUCAAAUAGUAUUGGAUUUUGAAAUAUGUCACACUUAGCGCUAAGCUAAAUCUUACCCUUUGAGCUCAAGCUCUCUGAUCAACAGAAUAGUUUUCUGUCGAUCUGUUUUUAGGUAAAUAACACCUAGUCACUACUACGAUAACUUCGUUGUGAUCAUAUUUAUUUCGUCUUUAAGUCACGUGUAGUUUCUUAAGUGAUAUCUUGUCAUCAAACCGCGAGACAAUACGUAAAGAUCUUUGUUUUUUAUUUAGUUUGCCACACAAUAACCUAAACAAAUGAAUAACUUUGAACAUACAAUAAAUCUUUGCUAUCUACGACAUAAGAAUCAAAUCUAGUCUCACAAUCUGUCAAAUCAUUUUUUCUAUGCAGUCCGACGUUGACAGAUCUCAGGAUAAAUGUGUGAAUCAGUUUGUAAUACGAAAUCCGACGUUUGUUAAAAUAGUACGUUUGCGCAUAUUUUUUUACCAUUGUAUGCUUUAAAAAAUUUUUUGUUAAAAAAUUAAAAAAGAAGCGCACAAGUUUUGUUGAACAAUUAUUUUAUAGAAAUAUAUUAGUAAUGGCAACACAUUUAUAAUUGACACUAAUCGUUACCACUAUAUAUUUUAUUAGUAACGCCACAUGUACGCAAAUAUUGGCGUAGCCACUAUCGAGCUUUUGUAGUAUAGUAUAAAAUAUAAUUACUCAAUACAUAUUAAACGGGUUUUGAAAACCAUAAAUACUCUAUUUGUGUAAAGAUAUUAUUGCGUAAAAAUAAUUUGAAUAUCUUAAACUGGCAACAUUUUAGUUUUAUCAUAUAGUGUGAACGGAAAGAGAACCGUCUUUUGAUUUGAAGUCGCUGCAGUGCUAACAAACCUUAUUUAACACUGUUACGUCAUUAUAGUACCACAUUUAUUAUCUGGAUAAUUAAUAGUCAAAAACUAAAGGUAUAUCUAUCUAUCUGUGAAUAAAAAUUAUAUUAGCAUAACCACCACGCCGGUUCCAUUUCCGCACAGACAAUGAAUUAUAUUUUUCAUUUUAGUCAUAAUUACAAGUCUGCUAUUAGCUUUAUUACUUAAAUGUAAAAAUAUGUAUGAUAUUUUUAUCUAAGACAGCUUAAAUAUACUUGAAGGUUACCAAAGCCAAACACAAAAACAGUAGCAACUCUCGUUUAAGAGAAGUCGCAUUGUAUUUGACUUAUACUGCUGAAUGUGUUUGUGUUUGGCGUACACAUUUUCUCACAGGAACAUACGUUGGAUAUAAAAGAAUCCAAAAACGUUAGAAAUGUCAAUUUGCUAAUAUUUUUAUCUAUUUAAUCACUGUUACGUCUUAAAUGACUAGGAUAAGUUUAGGAAUUGAUUCAGAACGAAUUAAAGUGUAAAUAGAUAUGUAUUUAGAUUUAGUACUUGUACAUUUGAAAGUCCAAUUUUAUGUUUAAAUUAGGUUACAUUUAAAAUCAUACAAUGUAAGUAAUAUAGACUCAGUGAGAAUGUUUUAUACGUAAAG
This is a messenger RNA of Pieris brassicae (large cabbage white), 9299 nucleotides long. RefSeq lists its product as uncharacterized. Gene Ontology annotation, biological process: positive regulation of transcription by RNA polymerase II. The record is from RefSeq and is a predicted model, not a curated record. Gene Ontology annotation, cellular component: nucleus. The transcript is spliced from 8 exons. NCBI's taxonomy places the organism in Eukaryota, Metazoa, Arthropoda, Insecta, Lepidoptera, Pieridae. Gene Ontology annotation, molecular function: RNA binding; transcription factor binding. The coding region runs from base 194 to 4990 and encodes 1598 amino acids.